Magallana angulata is the source of this 963-nucleotide messenger RNA. RefSeq names its product PITH domain-containing protein GA19395-like. The coding region runs from base 91 to 729 and encodes 212 amino acids. The transcript has 6 exons. The record is from RefSeq and is a predicted model, not a curated record. Lineage: Eukaryota; Metazoa; Mollusca; Bivalvia; Ostreida; Ostreidae. Gene Ontology annotation, cellular component: nucleus.
UUCGAGAAAAAGGAGUUCAAAAAGUGAAAGUAGAAAAGCGUCGAAGCAAACAACUCCGCAGUUACUUCGGCGAGGAUUUUUUGGUGCAUAAUGUCCGGCCAUGGUCACAGCCACGGAGGAGGGUGUGGGGGAAAUCACGACUGUGAUGAACACCUGACAGAGGAUCAGCUGGCAGCGGCGUACAGCCUUUACACGAAAAUAAACAUGGAAGCAGUCCAAUGCCUGAACACCGACAGUCCGGCAAAAUGUGUCUUCAAACCCUGGGACCAGAGACUUGACAGAGAAAAGUAUGUUGAGAGUGAUGCAGAUCCCGAGUUACUGUUCAAAAUACCAUUUACGGGAUGUGUGAAACUGAAGGGCAUCAUUGUGAUUGGUGGAGGAGGAGAAAGCCACCCCAACAAGAUGAGAUUGUUCAAAAAUGCCCCAGAGAUGACCUUUGAUGAUGUAGGUCGGAAGGCGGACCAGGAAUUUGAGCUGACACCUGACUCUGAAGGCAAUGUACAGUAUGGAGUCAUAGCUGCCAGAUUUAAUAGUGUUGACACACUGACAAUCCACUUUCCGUCCAGCUUUGGAGGAGAUAAUACCAAGAUCUACUACAUAGGACUUAAAGGCGACUUCCACGAAGCUCCUCGUCAGGAAGUUGUCAUAGCAACAUACGAAGCUAGACCAAUGCCAGAUGACCAUGACACUAAAUCAGACUUUGAAAAUUUCCACCACCCGAUCAGCUGAUGUACCGGUACUUGCCUUGGUGAUCCUUGUAUGCUUUCAUCUCAACUGUUGCUGCGUAGAUGGGAAGAUGUUUUUCAAAAAAAUUGAAUUUAUUGAAUUAGUUUGUCUCAGGCUAAAACAUAUCUUUUUGACAAGAGGCCACACGACUUAUGCAGAGACACAUGAGUGUUUAAAUGAAGUUUACUUUUUUUGUAUACAUGUAGUUGAUGAUGAGAUUAAAAGUGUAAAAUUGAA